AAUGGAAAAGACAUAAUAAUUGGAUAGAAUGUUAAAAGAAAAAAUUGAUGAAAAUUUAAAAUAAGUUAAUGAUAUAAAGGUAAAAGAAUUAUAUAUUUAAAAUUUAUAAGCUGAAAAAACAUAAUUAGAGUUACAAAAAAAGGACUAGGAUUAUCAGAUUACAAAAUUAACUAAUAAUUUUAAAGAAAUAGAAAAAGAAUUAUGGAAAUUAAAAUCUAUUGAAUUAAAUGAAUAGCUAUAAUAGAAUAUUAAUCAGAAAGUAUCAAAGAGUCAGUUGAUUAUUUAAGGAAAAAGUUUCAAUAAUAAUAGUAUGGAUAUUGAAGGAUAGAGCUUUGGUAAGAAUUUUAAACAACUUAAUAAUAAUGAUGAAAACUAUUCGGUUUUAGAAUAUUAUAUCAAAUAAAAUAAAGAUUUGAAUAGAGAUUACUAAACUCUUCUAUUCAAACUACAAAAUUUUGAUUAAGUAUCAAAUUAAAUUAAGAAUUCCUAAAAUGUAAUAAAUUAAAACAACGAAAUCCUAUUAAAAAUUAAAAGGAUAGUGAAUAAUCCAAAUGGUAUUUCAAUCUAAGAAUUGAAAAAUAUUGUAAAUUCAAAUGAGACAAACGAUUUUUUUAAUAGAUAUUUUAAGUGUUGUGAUGGAUAAAAUGAGCUUGUUCUUUGUAAAUAAAGGAUUUGUAUAUAUCAUCUUAAUUGCUUAUAUCCAAAACUUAUCAAAUAAGGACAAUUAGCAUUGAAUAAUUGUGAUUGUGGAUAACCAUUUCCUAUUUCAAUAUUAAGAAAAGUGAAUUCUGUUGAAUCAAAAUGUAUUUUGGAUUAAAUAUUGGACCGUCAAUUAUAAAAGUUAAUAUCUUAAAUGAUAAAGGAAAAAAGAUUUUUGCUUUACAAAUGUCCCAAUUUAUUUUGUAAUUUUUAAUGGUUCUUCAGAAAGGAUAAAUCAAGUUCAAAUCAAGGAUCUUUAUCAUAUUGUCCAAAUUGUUAGAUAAAUGUAUAUUCUGAAAUAAAAUUAAAUUGA
Paramecium pentaurelia is the source of this 1012-nucleotide messenger RNA. NCBI's taxonomy places the organism in Eukaryota, Ciliophora, Oligohymenophorea, Peniculida, Parameciidae. The record is from the annotation of a GenBank genome assembly.